Messenger RNA from Rhinichthys klamathensis goyatoka, 4642 nucleotides. It is a transcript of the gene midn, whose product is annotated as midnolin. The transcript is spliced from 8 exons. Gene Ontology annotation, molecular function: protein binding. Bases 165 to 1778 code for a protein of 537 amino acids. Lineage: Eukaryota; Metazoa; Chordata; Actinopteri; Cypriniformes; Leuciscidae. Gene Ontology annotation, cellular component: nucleus. The record is from RefSeq and is a predicted model, not a curated record.
GAAUGCUGUCACACGGUGUAGUUUCGGAUGGCAGGAACACUCUGGAAUAGACUUGGGAUUUAAACCGGUGUCUGCACUGGGAAAGCCGAUUCAUUUAACCCAGACACAUCUUAGCGGACAUUCUUUGGGGACAAAUCUAAACUAUAUACAUAUUUUUUCUAUACAUGCCAAAACUAGGCAACCUUGUGGAGGAUUCUGAGACAUUGUCGCGAAACUUUGAGGUUUUCGCCACAAUUAUUGGCUAUCGAAUGGACCAGCAUCCGAGCGCCCGGAGCUGCAGCAGUCGCGGAACUGCGCCGUCCUGCGAGAGCGUCUCCGGCGAGCCCCCCAUGAAUUUGUACAUCCACUCCACCACCGGCACACGCUUCGAGCUCUCCCUUCCCGCAGAAGAGACCGUGGAAGGGCUAAAGAGAAGACUCUCUCAAAGACUGAAAGUCCCCAAAGAAAGACUCGCUCUGCUACACAAAGAAACACGCCUGAGUUCAGGAAAACUUCAAGAUUUGGGAAUAACGGAUGGGAGCAAGUUAACGCUGGUUCCGACAGUUGAAGCAGGCCUAAUGUCUCAAGCAUCAAGACCUGAGCAGUCAGUAAUGCAGGCGCUGGAGAGCUUGACGGAAACCCAGGUCAGCGAUUUCCUGUCUGGCCGGUCUCCUUUAACCCUGGCUCUGCGAGUAGGCGAUCAUAUGAUGUUUGUCCAACUGCAGUUGGCAGCGCAGCACUCGGGCGGCCCACAGUUACAGCAUCGGCAUCUCAUAUCACGCGGGAGUCCAGAAGGCACAACAGGACAGUCUCAUGGAGCUUCGGGCUCUGCCUCUGGGAUGGCGAGGGUUUCACACAACCCCCACCCACAUCACCCGCACCCACAUCCUCACCAUCCAAACACAAAGCUUCCAUCUAACCCUGCGGCCUUCCCACCUUCCCCCUCUAUCCCAUCUGUUCCUCCCAUAUACCCCACCUCAGCCUCAGGCCACUGUAGCCCUCCACCGAACCCCUCUCAACUCCCUGGAAGUUUUCUUCACUCCCCGCAGCCAUCUUCGGCCUGUCCCACCUCUCCAAGCAGCCCCAGUCCUGCAGCUUCCUGUCCAGAGGCCAACUGCCCAGCAAAGACGUCUGGCAACUGUAACACUCCCUCGCGGUCCCGCAAACCAGGCGCUAUCAUUGAAAGUUUUGUGAACCAUGCUCCUGGAGUCUUUUCCGGGACAUUUUCAGGCACUUUGCAUCCCAACUGUCAGGACAGCACCGGACGUCCCAGGCGGGACAUAGGCACCAUCCUCCAAAUCUUGAAUGACCUUUUGAGUGCCACCAGGCAUUACCAGGGCAUGCCACCAUCACUCACGCAGCUCCGCUACCAGACCCAGUGCAACAGCCCAAGUUCGCCAGCACCAUCACCACCGCCCUCACCUCCCCACACUCCCGGAAUAACUGGCCUGCCUACCAGAGUGCCCUCUGAGACUCAGCCCACCCUCCACCCACUGGUGCAGUGCCAGAGCCAGAUCCGCAUGUGCAAGCCUCCUGGGGACCGAUUGCGUCAGACGGAGAACCGUGCCACACGCUGCAAGGUGGAGCGACUGCAGCUGCUCAUGCAGCAGAAGCGUCUGCGCAGGAAGGCCCGGCGAGACUCUCGUGCCCCGUACCACUGGCUCCCCAACCGCAAGGCCGGGCGCAGCAACAGUAACAGCAGUAUGUCUAGCGAAGGCUCCCUGGACCUGGACUUUGAGGACUCUGUGUGGAAGCCGGACGUCAAAGCUGAUAUGAAAUCGGAGUUCAUCAUGGCCUGAAGCCGCAAUGGUUGCACCAUUUUCAAGGAAGAUUGGGGUUUACACUUUAGAGAGGAGAAUUUCCGAAGACUGUACACACAGACGCACAUUCAGAAUAUGGUAGGCUUUACUCCUCGUCUAUCCUGUGACCACAAAGACUUUACACAAAGGAAGAUUCACAGACUUUUACUUACCUUACGUCCUUGAUAGACUACGAUCUUGGAACAGACUAAAUUUCCAAAUGACGAUGUUUGGAUAUGGAUUGGACUGAUAAAUAGACAGAAUUUGGACUCUGAACGUCCAAGAAGUAAACACAAAUGAGCAUAGCAGACGUCAUCGGUGUUGGGAUUUGUUUUUCUCUUUCCUUUUUUAUGUUUUUCUUUUUUAUCCAGGGGAAAGAUCCAUACAUGCCAAAUAAAGGGCAUGAUGAACUGACAAAAAUCAGAUACUGAUCCUACUUCCUCCUUUUUUCGUUAUGAAUGGGCAUUCACAGUUCAAGAAUCAUUUGAAGGGGGUUAUCUUUGUUUUAAAGUCCUGUUUUUCUUGAAUCAUGAUGAUUUCUGAAACAAUAUGUAGCAUUACCCACAAAGCAUUCAGGUUUUUUAUCUUGUAGACGAGGAGGGUUCAUUUGCACACACACCUGUGAUUUGAAAUAGACAAAUGAUAUCAUAACAUAAGCAAGAAAUGGCACAGUGCAUGUUUAGUAUAUAAAUGUACAAAAAAAUACAAAAAAGUAUUUCUCAACAACAGCUCAGUAGAGUCAGAGGUUCAAGUAGGAAACUAGAAUAUGAAACGAAACAAAAAUAUGCUGAUGUGAUUGAAGAUGUGAGGCUUGUGAAGUUGGUUGUUAUUAGUAUAUAUAUAUAAAGAACGACUUUUCUUUUUUACCUCCGCGAAAUCAAACAAACCAACCAAAUGUAAAACAGCAGUUGCUCAGCAAGGCUCAAGUCAAGCUGUGAAAUGAAUCUGAUGUUUUAUAAUCAUUUAAAUACAUUACUGUCUAAAUGUGUAUAAUAGAGAGAGUGGUGGGGUGCCAGAGGAAUAGUUUACAAAUGUGCAUUAUAAUGGCUGAGGGGAAUCUCUCAUUUAUGCAUUCAACUAAAACGACCCGCCGUUCAAUGGUUUUAUUCCAGCAAACACUGACAGUUGUGACACAAUUUCAACAAGAUUACCCUUAUUUGUGCGUUCGGCCAGACUUCUUUGCAGAUUCCCACGUAAACAUCCAGACAGGAGCGUAUCUCCCCCUUUACACUCUGAUAGUGCCUCAUAUAUAGACGUACUGACAUAUUCAAUCAGGCGUUCCACAGACAGACGGUUCUGCUGCUAUAUGGGACUUCUCUUUGCAUGCAAAAGUGUGAAUUAUCCUGAUCCUUUUUUGUAGAAAAUAAUAAUAAUAACAAUACUGAGAAACUGGUGCUGAAAAGAAAAGAUAUACAAGCAUGAAUUUGUGAAAAAUGGGAUGGGAUGGGAUGGGAUGGGGUGGGGACCCAGACAUUUGCCCCAGCUAUUUGGGAUUUUCGAUUUGGAAACGAGAUGUUACAUAUCGGUUGCAAACCAAAACAGGACUGGAAUUCUACUGUACAUGGAUCAUUUCUGGACUAACUAAGGAACAAUGGAAUAUUUUCUACUCUCAACAUCCAAGGGAUUCUCAGAGCAACCCCCAACACUCCCAUUGACCUGUCCAGAUGGGGACUGACCAACCAACAUUCGCCCCUAAUGACUACUUGGAAAUAAACGUGAAAAUGUCCUAAACCACAUCAAUGUUGCACUCACUGAGUUUGCAAUGAGAUUACCUACCUGAAAGGGAACAUUGUCUUUUCCUUUUUUUUCUGUUCAAGUGGCCUUAACGUUCAUUAUCUAAACACUUGCAGAGUGGUGGACAACAUAGGGAUGUUUCUUUUGUUUUUGUCCUGUGAUUUUGUUAAAGCAUCACUUUUUCUGGGGCAAUUUUUGUGUUUAGGAGGUGGAGGCUCUAUUAUGUCAAGGCUUCGGUGCCUUAAAGUUUUGCCCUAUCGGUGUGUAAAAAAAAAAAAAUUCUGAACAAAUUAUUCGCAUUUAUGCAGGUUUUUAUCAAUUUAUAGGAGCUCUGUUAGAAUAUUGUCUUUUAUGAUUGUUACAAGUCACAACCUGGAGGUUAAACAGGUUCCAUCAGUGUGUUCCGUUGUUUGUUUGAUUACGUCCCUUGAACCCUGCUGUCCUACAAAGAAGCAACAAAUUUAAUUGAAAAAAGGAAGUUUCAACUGCAGUGCUAUAGUGACAAAGUGCCCUAACUCUCAACUGAGAAGUCCUUUAAGGACACAUUGACAACAUGCACUUCCCUUCUUCUCAGAUAAAUGACUUAAAGGACAAUUUCUCCCUUUCCCCCCAAGAAAAUAAUUAUUUAAUUUUUAUAUAUGUAUGAAAUAUACUCUGUGUGUGCCUCACCUAUAUGUAAAGCGGUAAAAAAAAAAAAAAAGAAGUGAAAACUGAAAAAAAAAAAACAUAGGAGAUGAUCUGAUUUUUAGGAUUGGGUAAUUGAAUGAGGGUGGAGGGAGGGAACGGGGGGCAUUUUCAAUAGUUUGUUGGAGUUCUGAUCACAUCAUUUAAGUUGCCUGUUCUUUCUUGUAGCCAAUGAAAACUGAUUACAAGAGUCAAGAAAAAAAAAACAAUUUACAAUGUUCUAGCUAUAGACCGGUGUAGCACAUGUGUGACUGUAUUAAUUUAUGAAACCAAAAUGGUAACUGUGAAUUAUGUAUUUCUUUGUGCUUUUUUUUUAAAAGUGGGAAGAAGGCGGGAAAAAAGGGCGUUGCUGUGCCCUGUUUUGUUUUUGUGGAAUAUAAUGGAAAUAAUCGAGUAAAAAAAAAAAAAGGAAAAUAUCUAAAUAUAUUUUUUUCUUAAGCAAUACA